UGGAUGUUUUGUUUUUGAUAUUUCAAAGCUUCUCAUGAAUACAUCCCGUUCCUGACACUGGGGUGAUCCAGUGGCUAUCCGGGGGACUACAGGAGACAACCGGCCCGCCAUCGGAGUCGGACUCCUAACGCCAGGCUACCUCACCGCGGUUUAAUUAUCUGUUUAUAUUCCUCACGAGUUCCUUAUGUUACUUUGAGGUAUUGUACUAUUAUAUAGAUAAAUAUAGACUAAACCACAGGUAAACUCCCGAUAUAGUAACCAUCACGUCACGAUCUUUCCAGAAACACACACGGGACUCUCGACGCAGUAAAUUUGCCGAGCUUUGACACUGAAAGUUAAACCCUUUUUUUCAAACCCAUUACGGUACCCUAGAGACAUAAUGAAGUGUGUAAUAGCAGGAGGCAACGUGAAAGUCUUUGGGAAAACAAUUCAUGCCCUUGCCCGGAUUGGUGAGGAACUGUGGCUGGACCCGUUGGAAAAAGGACUGGCGGUGAGGUCAGUGAAUUCCUCCCACUCCGCGUACGGCUGUUUCCUGUUUUCCCCUCUCUUCUUCCAGCACUACAGCCGCGGGGCGCAGACGCCAUCGGCUGCAAAAGAUGAGAAGCCAUUUCUGAAGUGCAAACUGAGCACAAAGACAGUACUGCCUAUCUUCCGGUGCUUGGCCACCAUCGAAAGAAAUGUGGAGAGGUGCAACAUUUCCAUUAACUGUCCUGGCACCCGAGUGAUGUUCCAGUUUUUCUGCAAGCAUGGUAUUACCAAAACUUACAAUCUGGGUUACCAGGAGUGCGAGUCUCUUCAGGCUGUGUUUCCCACGCAUCUCUGUCCGAAUGUGCUGAAGGCACAGUCCAGACUUCUUGGUGGCAUUGUGACGCAUUUUCCAGUUUCUCAAGAAGAAAUUACUUUGACGGUGACUGCCGAGAAGGUGAACGUCAAAAAUUACUAUGAAGAGGAGAUGGACAGACUCAAGGUGAUGCACACCGAAGUGUCUCUUCACCCAGAUGAGUUUGACUACUUCCAGGUCAGCAUGGACUCAGAAAUAACCUUUUGCCUGAAGGAGCUGAGGGGCUUGCUGGCAUUUGCAGAGUCCCAUGCCUUAUCCGUGUCCAUCCACUUUGGAACAUCGGGAAAACCCGUGGCCUUCAGAAUUGAGGACAUGGUGCUGGAGGCGACCGUGGUGCUGGCAACUCUGACCGAUGCCAGGAGCAGAACUGGCUCCCAGAGCACUGGAGUCCACAGUCAGGCUGAAGGCUUGUACAGCUGUUGUGACCCCCCUGCUGCAGAGGGGCAGGGCGGCUGGGUGGGCACCACCGCUGGCCAGGGCCUGGUGGCGGUGGACACGAGCGCGCCGGCCCCUGCUCCGCCGGGGAACGAGCCCGAGCUGGUCCCCUCGAGCCAGGGCAGCCCCGUCCCGACCGGGAGGGUGUGGCCGAGAGACCUGGCCGGCCGCGGAGAAGGUGCCCCAGAGAUACAGGAGGAUUCGGCCGCCGCCAAGUUCUCCUCCCUGCUCUUCGGGGCGCUGUUGGGUCAACCGAAGGAGACCUCCGCGGCAGAGCCACCUCCUCUGGUGUACGCCAGUGACCACGAGGAAUAGCCAGCAGAGGACAAGACCCAGCCCCCUGUCCAUCCUGACAGCACGCGCGCCUCAAGCAGUCCACACUGGCUGAGUGACACAGGACUGUACAUCUCGCAUCUUGUUGAUGCAUUGGGUUUUUGGUGGGCUGCUGGUACAUUACUGGUCAGGCUGGGAAGGGUCUUUCAGAUUUAAGUCACAACACUCUUCUUUUUGCUGAAAGCUGUGUCUGCAAAUCCAGUUCUGGGCCAGAAGACAAAGGCUGACAUUUCUGACAAAGUUAAACUAUGAUGUGCUAGGAAAUCUUUUGGAAAACUCUGUGGGUCUCGGCUGGAGUUUUCCGAAACCAGUAGUGCUGGAGAUUUUUGUUACUGUUUUUAUUGGCUGGCAUUAUAAAAUAGAGCACACCAGUUCCCAGAGAGGCUCAGUUACAGUUACAGUCUUGGGCAGAAAUGGCUUUCCUUUUGAAAAGUUCCGCACAAAUGGUUCAGUGUUAAUGAAACCAAGACUGUGCUUUGUUGUACGAAAGCUGGUAGUUUCCAGGUCAGUGACUUGUAAACAUUCUUGGUGGCAAAGCUAAAUGUGUAAGAGACACAAGUGAUUGCACUAAAAUAAUCCCCUUGUUAAACAUCUUGACAAGAACUAUUGGCACAAACACUAGUUGCUAUUGACAAACAUUGUCUGCAGUGUACUUUUAUAUAUAUAUAUAUCACUUUCUUGGCCUGGUCCCUCCGGGGAUAGAAACAAGCUCUCUAUACAUAGCUCUGUAAUUAAGCACCACACCAUUAGGUGAGUAUAUUGGCAGACAUUGUAAUUAAUUCUUAGACAGAGUCAUAAUUGCCUGUUUCCAACCAAAUCCAGUUUCUAACCUCUGAAGCGAUAGUCUAGACCACGAUGAUUUCUCACUUUUGUGUUAACAACAUGGCCAAAAUGGCAACCAUCUGCAGAAAGGAGCUGUUGCCUGCGAAAACGUCUUCCAAUUUUCUCAACUAAUAGUGUUGUUUAUGUUGUUGUUUCUGUUACUUCUGUUGUACCAACAGCAUGCAAUUUAAAAAAAUAAUUUAUCAGUUAAAAUAAAUUUUGAAUAUGAGCAUUAUCCGAUGACUCUUAAAAAUUGUGGCAAAUUCAUGAAGGUUCAGCUAAAUGAAUGGUUCAGCCCACCGACAGAAGUGUUUGCUUGAACACAGUACUUUGUGUUUCAGAAGACUUACACCCAAGGUAGUUCACAAUUGCAAGAGAAAUUCUGUAGGUUCUGUCAGUUCAACCCUUGUGUAGAACUUACAUAAAGUCUUGAAAUCGUCA
Messenger RNA from Lepisosteus oculatus (spotted gar), 2872 nucleotides. It is a transcript of the gene rad9b, whose product is annotated as RAD9 checkpoint clamp component B. Gene Ontology annotation, cellular component: checkpoint clamp complex. The record is from RefSeq and is a predicted model, not a curated record. Lineage: Eukaryota; Metazoa; Chordata; Actinopteri; Semionotiformes; Lepisosteidae. Gene Ontology annotation, biological process: DNA repair; cellular response to ionizing radiation; DNA replication checkpoint signaling.